Messenger RNA from Cordyceps militaris CM01, 1443 nucleotides. RefSeq names its product Defects in morphology protein 1-like protein. Lineage: Eukaryota; Fungi; Ascomycota; Sordariomycetes; Hypocreales; Cordycipitaceae. Gene Ontology annotation, cellular component: mitochondrion; nucleus. The record is from RefSeq and is a predicted model, not a curated record. Gene Ontology annotation, molecular function: single-stranded DNA 5'-3' DNA exonuclease activity. Bases 1 to 1443 code for a protein of 480 amino acids. The transcript has 3 exons. Gene Ontology annotation, biological process: interstrand cross-link repair.
AUGGCAGCAGAGGACGGCGAAUUCCAAUUCGAUUUCUCAGCCGAUGAAGAGCAGCUCCUGAUACAGCUGUGCGCUGACGCCGAGACAAAGGACCCAGUCGCCGGCGCCAUUGAUGCCCUGCCUGCACGGUCGGAUUUCGGACCAGAUGCGUUGACGGACAAUGGCUUCUCUUCGACUGGCGUUGACAAGAGCGCCGCGGCUGACGACACCCCAGCAGCGUUGCUUCUGGCUGCCUCCGGCCAAACUAGCUAUCCGACUUCAAAACGUGCUCUCGAGGACCUUGACAAGCCGGCCACCUCGCCGCCGGCCGCACCCGUCAGCGAGGAUUUCGAGGACGAGUUCGCCGACCACCGCUCGCCCCUCCAAAAAUUCCGCUCCUUUCCCAGGCGGCCCCUCACCGUCUCGGACCUGACCGCGGGCGCCUGGUGCGAGCUGCAGUACUGGUACACGCUGUCGCGGCUGCCGGGCGGGCGCCGGACCCGCACGGCUGCGAUGCGGCAGGGCUCCCGGCUGCACCAGACGCUCGAGGACGAGGUGCACGUGACGGUCGAGGUCGAGGUGCUCAGUCGGGAAGACGGCUUCGGGCUCCGGCUGUGGAACUUCGUGCAGGGGCUGCGCACGCUCCGGGCAACGGGCCUCACGCGGGAGCUCGAGGUCUGGGGCGUCCUAGACGGCGGGCACCUCGUCAACGGCGUUAUUGACAGCCUCAGCCAUGAGAACCCGGAUCCGGCGUUUGAGCUGGCGCUCAGCCAGGAAGCGGAGGGCACGCGGCCAAAACUAACAGACUACUUUGCCUCGACGACGACGAAAACACCAACGGGGCCCAAGGUCUAUCUCGCCGACGUCAAGACGCGAGGCUCGCUCGCCAAGGUGUCAAACGCGCUGCUGCGGCCCGCCAAGAUCCAGCUGCUCCUGUACCACCGCUUCCUGUCGGACCUGGCGGCGGCGCGGCUCGACUUUUACAAAGUCUUUCGCCGGUACGGCCUCGACCCGGACGAGCCGUUUUCCGACGCCUUUCUCGCGCAAAUGGCUGGCCUCCACGACGACGACAUGUUUUCCCCCACCAGCUCGGAAGACGCAGAAGAAAACGUCGACACGGCGCUGCUGCCGUACAGGAGUCUGCGCGAGCUGCUGCCGCUCGUCGCGCGCGAGGUGGGCGGCCUGCUGCGCGUGCAGUACGUGUACCGCGGCGACGGGCGGGAGAUUGGGCAUCACGACUUUGCGGCGUCGCCGCGCGUGCUGGACGAGUACCUGGGCGCGUACAUGGCCUGGUGGCGCGGCGAGCGGCGCGCGGCCGGCGUCGCCGUCGACGAGGCGUUCAAGUGCCGGACGUGCGAGUUUGCCGAGGGCUGCACCUGGCGGGAGACGAUGGACGCGAAGAGGGUGCAGAGGGUGCAUGCGCGGUUGCAGGCGGCCGGAGGGUUGAAGAAGUCGUCUGUAUAA